AUGACUCCGGCCGCUUCACAUAAAGGCCAUCACAGGAGAACUUCAUCUUUAUGGAGACCGCCGACACGACCAGUGCUUUCCAAUGGAGCGCACCUCAUUAGAGAAAAAGCGGAAACAAGCGGACGGGCACUUAAACAACUCAUCCCAUUUUCAAGAUGGAUUUUCGAUCGAGGACCCAGAACGAUCGAGUUUCGAACGAUUGAUCCAAACAAUCUCCCAGAAGCGCCACCAAGAUAUGAACAAUCGAAUCCAAAAUUCGCGACGAAUCGCAUUUGCACCACCAAGUACAGCCCGCUCACGUUUUUUCCGAAAAAUCUUUUUGAACAGUUCCAUCGCCUCGCCAACGUCUACUUUGUGUUCAUUGUGAUUCUCAAUUGGGAAAUCGGUUUAUACGGUAGAAUGUUAGCUCCAAUUCCUAUCGUGUUCGUGCUAGCGGUGACGGCGAUAAAAGAUGCGCUUGAGGAUUAUCGUCGCUACAAAUCCGAUCAAAAAAUCAAUCAUCAAACAUGUCGUGUCUGGGAUUCGCGCGAGAAAAGAUAUCGAAAGAUGUUUUGGAAACAUAUUUUGGUUGGGGAUUUUGUUCAUCUUUCACACGAUGAGAUCAUUCCUGCUGAUAUGCUCCUAUUACGGAGCAGCGAUCCUUCAGGAAUCUGUUAUGUGGAGACAUCAAACUUAGACGGAGAGACAAAUCUUAAGCAACGAGUCGCUAUUCAAGCCAUGGCAAAGUAUCAUUCACCCACUGUGCCUCUAGAGUUUAGCCCUGAGAAUUUCAAUUAUAAAGUGAUAGUUGAGGAGCCGACUGAAGAUUUGCAUCGAUUUGAGGGACGAUUGGAAGUGCCUGAUGGAGAGCCACCAUUAGCUCGAGAAAAUACCUUACUUUCAAAAAACAAUGUACUCCUUCGUGGUUGUAUGAUUAAAAACACGGAUUUCGUUGAAGGAUUGGUGAUUUAUGCAGGAUCGGAGACAAAAGCUAUGCUAAACAACAGUGGAACAAGAUACAAAAGAAGCUCUCUUGAAAAGUUAGCUAACUGGGAUAUUAUUUGGUGUGUGUUGAUUCUGUUGAUCCUUUGCUUGAUUGGAGCCGUUCUUUCUGCUGUCUGGGUUGAGCAAUAUAAAAUUCCCGAUCAGAUACCAUUUCUUGUUCAAAUCUUUGGAGUAACUGGAUCCAAUUAUCCUGGGCGAGUCGAUCUCUGGUCGGAGGGAUGGCAUAACUUUCUCACAUUUAUCAUUGCUCUACAAGUGAUGAUCCCAAUUUCGUUAUAUGUUUCGAUCGAAAUCAUCAAGCUUGGCCAAAUUUGGUUGAUUUGCAAUGAUUCAAGAUUGUACUAUGAGAAAAAGGAUAAGAAAAUGGAGUGCAGAGCAUUGAAUAUUCCGGAAGAGUUAGGUCAAAUUCAAUAUGUGAUGAGUGAUAAAACAGGGACAUUAACAGAGAACCAGAUGAUCUUUCGUCGUUGCUCGGUUGCGGGGAAAGAUUUCGGUGGGAUGAGUGUCGUGUCAGAGGAGAGCUCAGCAAAACCUUUAAAAGAAGGAAUCUCAAGAGAUCGUGGACUUGAGAAUUUGAUCAUUACUGGCCUUAAAAAUGGAGAAUCAGUGACCUCGACCUCACCAAUAGUUCCGCUUUUUCUCACUAUGUCCAUUUGCAACACCGUUGUCGUGAACUCCAAGCCACACGAGGAUCUUAUGGAUGAAGAAGGGGAAAUCAUCACAUCACCGUUAGACAAAAACAAAUCUCAGAGGGAUUUCGGUGCCGAUAAGCCAAAGCAACAAGUGCAUUUUGCUGCAAGUGAUGAGAAUCAAACACCUGGUCGAAAUACGCCAGACUCUUUAGAUUCCAUUGAACUCAUGGAAAUCAAUACCCAGGAAACUAACGAUCGGAAUAGUCUAGGCAGCUUAAAAGAUGUCAAGGAAAUCGAGACUCGUUUUGAUGAAGAAGAAGAAAAAGAGAUAAAGGAAGAGAAAACGGAGAAAAAGGAAGAAACAAAAACAAGGAGGUUACCGGGAAUCCUUUCCAAAUCACCCACUUCACUUCUCAAUUUAUCUUCUAGGUUGAAGAACUUUACACCUUUUAAAAGAAACUCAUCCAAGGGAACAGUUUCAAUCACCUCUGGAGAAUCACCGCCAGUUCUAUCAUUUUAUGACUCGGAGAGUCCCGACGAGCUAGCCCUUGUUGAAGCUGCUAGAGAAUAUGGAGUUCGCUUACUCAAACGACAUUUUGAUGAAAUCAUCGUCUACACAAGAACGAAUAGCAAUCAAAUGCGUUUCAAACUUUUGCAUACACUGGCUUUUGAUGCUGAUCGAAAAAGAAUGUCAGUUAUCGUUCGAGAAAUUCGAAACAACGACUCGAAUCGAGAAGGACCAGUGGUUCUCCUUUGCAAAGGAGCUGACACAACCAUUUUACCGCUACUUUCCGAAGAGUUUUGCACUUCUGAAAUCGGUGGUGAUAGAGUACACAUGGCUCAACUGCAUCUCUCCGAUUAUGCCCGUCAGGGUCUGCGAACAUUGUGUCUCGUGAGAAAAGUUCUGUUAGAAGAAGAGUAUCAAGCUUGGAGGGCUCAACACGAGGAAGCGGAAUUGGCUGUGCAUGGGAAAGAGGAAAGGAUUGCAUUGUCAGCAGCGAGUAUCGAGAAAGAUUUUGAACUGCUUGGAGUGACAGCAAUUGAAGAUCGUUUACAAGACGGAGUACCCGAAUGCAUUCAAGCACUUCGUGAAGCCGGCAUUCAAGUUUGGGUUCUUACCGGUGAUAAAUCGGAAACUGCAAUCAACAUUGCCUAUUCUACUCGAUUAUUUUUUGAUUCAAUGGAUUUAUUAAAUAUUCAAGCAAGCGGUAUUCGAGCUGUCUCCGAUCUUAUCGAUCUUUACUUAGAGCGAACGGAAAGACGAUCCACCAUUUCUACAUUUGGUCUUGUCCUAAAUGGACCUUGUCUGGAUUGUUGUUUUGAUCCUUUUAAUCUAGAUCGUUUCAUCAAUUUGUUAAAAAGAUGUCGAUCCGUGUUGUGUUGUCGAUCGACGCCACUUCAAAAAGCAGCUCUAGUCAAUCUAGCAAAGCAUCAUUUAAAAGGAAAAGUGUUAGCGAUUGGUGAUGGAGCGAAUGAUGUCAGUAUGAUACAGGGAGCCGAUGUCGGAGUGGGUUUAUCGGGUCAAGAGGGUAUGCAAGCUGUGAUGGCAAGCGAUUAUGCUAUGGCCAGAUUUCGUUUUUUGGCUCCACUUCUUCUCGUGCACGGGCAUUGGUGUUACAAUCGUCUUGCCAAUACAAUACUCUAUUUUUUCUACAAAAAUGCUAUGUUCGUGUUUGUCAUUUUCUGGUAUCAAAUCUUCUGCGGGUUCUCUUCUCAGUCUAAUAUGGAUCCUUUCUAUUUGCUUGUCUAUAACUUAUUAUUCACUUCAGUUCCUCCACUACUUUACGGGUUUCUUGAGCAAGAUGCAUCAUAUGAUAUGCUUCUCGAAAAUCCGGCAUUCUACGACGCGGGUAGAUUGGGAAAGAAAUACAAAUGGUAUUCGUUUUGGUUAAACAUGCUGGACGCUGUCUGGCAAAGUGCCGUCGUUUUCUGGAUUGCUUACGGCGCCUACGAACAUGCGAAACUCGAUAUCUGGACGCUGGGAACGCUACAAUGUGCUCAACUUCUUCUUGCCAAUUCCGUGCACCUUGCAUUGAUCUCGCAAUACUGGGCCUGGCCAUUGCUCUUGUCACUGGUUGGCUCAAUCAUUUUCUUCUGCCUCUUUGCCGCUGUCUACAAUCUGCUCCCCGUUUGGCUUAUCACUAGUAUGCUAAAUGUAGCUGAUCCGCCAAUAAUGAUAUUUCAACGAGCCGUGAUGAUGCCCCGUUUCUGGCUGGUACUUCUUUUAUCAACUGUGCUCUGUAUGACGCCAAGAUUAACAUGGAUUGCCAUUCGAAACACAUAUCAUCCGUCAAGGGCUCUAGUGAGACGAAUCGAAACCAAAGAAGAAACCCAACAGUCGCAAAGUCCAACUUAUAGCUUUAAUCGAGAAAGAAUCGAAAUCAAUAACGCG
Mesorhabditis belari is the source of this 4008-nucleotide messenger RNA. NCBI's taxonomy places the organism in Eukaryota, Metazoa, Nematoda, Chromadorea, Rhabditida, Rhabditidae. The record is from the annotation of a GenBank genome assembly.